AGAGGAAGACAGGACAAAGGGCACACUGUGUAAGAGAGUUGGAGAUUAAUAAUAGCUAAUGACUAAAUGCGGAGGUGUACGUAGAGAGAAGGAGAAAAUAAGGGGAGAACAGGUUUAACAGGCUGUGAUGUGAUGACCAUGAUCAGCAAUGGUACGUGUUUCCUCCUGCCAGUCGUUCUUCCUCAUUUGCCCAAGAAUCCUGUUUGAUCUGUUUGGAUGGACCCCCCUUCAUAUGAGGAGGCCAGUCGCCAACCUCCUGCUCUGCCCAUUGCAGCUUUUAACGCCCCCCCGCCCGCCUAUGACGCCUCUCUCUCAUCCCCACCGACACCUCCACCUGCCUACAGAGAAGCAGUUACAGUUCAGCCAGAUCCUUUUCCUGUCCUGUCUGUGCCAACUGCCGUGUCCUCGCCUCCCCACCAAAGCACUGGAGUCAUAGUCCAUCCCAUUACUCAAAUUAAUCCGCAUGCUUCUCAUGCUCGCGCUGCAGCUUCUGCUCCAGCUGCUGCGUCCUCGCGUUCCCGACAAGCCGGUGCCGCACCGCGGGUCAACAGCAGACAAACUCAGCCGAUAGCAGUAGUGAGCCAGCCGCAGCCUGUUCCCAUAGCGGUGGAAUAUCUGAGAGGCGCCCCUGGUUUGGUACGCUGCCCACACUGCAGUCAUCUUGUAACCAGUAAAGUCACACAUGUACCUGGGACAGCUGCUUGGUGCUGGUGUGUCAUUCUUGCAAUGGCGGGGCUCAUCUGCGGUUUCUGUCUCAUUCCAUUAAUGGUACGGGGAAUGCAAGACACACAUCACUCCUGCCCACAGUGUGGAAACCCUCUGCACGUGCACAAAAGAUGACCCUGUGAGGAUUAAUUAACCUUACACAUCGAAGUGUGGACAAAUGAACUAAUGAACUUGUGAUGCUAGUGUGACAUCUAUGGCAAACGAAUACUUUACACAGAUGAUGGCUGAGGAGAGGCCCGGAGUCAUGUGGAGACUUUUGUACAAACUCUCCCAGACUGUUACAGAGGACCUCCAGGUCACCACACACACUACCACAGCUGGUAGCUGUACUGAGACAUUUUUCCUUUUUUUUCACACUUUAAGGCUCACAAGCAGAAAAGCAUUUCUAGGACGUAAAUAUGAAAAAGAAAUUACACAAAAACACUUUUCGCACUUUCUAAUUUUGUACAAAUGUAUUACAGUGUGAGUUCAUUAUGAUUAAAUGACACACAGCAAUAACACUUUACACUCCCCUAAAGACAGUGCAGCACAGUCCUUCUUCAUUGCAGACAAUGGGAUGAGACAGUUUAAUGCAGCCAUGUUUAACCACAUUUGUCCAAAUUCUAACAUGAAAAGAGUUUUACAGCUCUGCACUAAAUUCUUUUAUCAUUGAUAAUUAAGCUUUCAUUGCUUUUUAAUCAAACUGACUGAUUUCUAUAUCUGAAAACGAAAAAAAAAACCAACUUUGAUGUUUUUCAGCUUUACUGCAGGUACAACUGAAGUUUUUAAAGUACCUUUAACUGCCUAACUGCACUAUUUUACUCUUAGUGAUAGUUAGAAAAAAGGUUAUGUGGUUUAAAUUAUUAUAUUUAUUACAUCUGUUAUUAUUUCAUGUGAGAAUGGUGACCUAACUCUGCUGCACUGCUUUCUAAGCAGCUGUAAUUAGUCAGUGGGACUGACUCAUUCUGUCGUGUGGCCAAAUGCCAGCCACUCCUGAUUGAAACCUGUUCCUGAACUGAUUUACAGGACUUCUAUUUACUUAGCAACAUAUAAAAGGUUUGUUUACACCAGCAAUGUUUACUCUCUGACAAGCAGACCCAUAAAUGUUUAGCUUUACAAAUAUGUUAUGUGAUCAAAAAAAAUCAUAAAUAAAUAAAUAGAAAUCCUUAAAAUGCCUUAAUGGUUGUGAUGCGUUGGAAAUCUAUCACAUAGAAAUGGUCCAAAGAAAGUACACCCUCUUCAAAUUCCAAGUAUUUACAUAUCAGGAGAUAAUAAAAAUUUUGAAAAAAUGUUGGUCUUUAGCAGGUCUUGAAGUUGAAGACUUGAUAGAUGAUAAAUCAAUGAGAUAUUACCCUCUGUCAUCAUUUAAUUAGCAAAAAAUAAGCCAAAAUGCAGAAGCAGUGUGUGAAAAACUAAGUACAACAUUAGUGUUUCUAUAGAAACUUGGAUUGCACUUGAUUAACUGAUGACCGCGGGUGAGCACCUCUAUAAAAGCAGAGGUUUUUGGUGUUUGCUACUCUGAAGCAAUCAGGUGUGUGUUAGCACACAACAAAGAUGACAGACAGUGAUCUUAGAGAAACAGUUUUUAUUUUCCAUCAAUCUGGAAAGGGUCGCAAGGUCAUUUACCAACAAUUUAAAGUCCUUCAUUUUACAGCGAGGUAGAAAACAUUCAAGACAGCUGCCAGUCAUCCCAGGAAUGAACAUCCCAGCAAAUUCACCCCAACAUACAGAAGAUCCAAUAAUCAGAGAAACUGCAAGAGCUGCAUCUCAUACUCUACAGGCCUUGGUUAAAUGUUACACUCCAUGGGAGUACAAUUAGAAAAAGACUGAUCAAGUAUGACUUGUAAACCUGUAGAGUGGAGUGGAAUAAAAUUCCUCCACAAUGGAGAAAGGGAAAGUGAUACAGAAAGUGAUUACUUUUAAUACAGGGAGUGCAGAAUUAUUAGGCAAGUUGUAUUUUUGAGGAAUA
Haplochromis burtoni (Burton's mouthbrooder) is the source of this 2674-nucleotide messenger RNA. RefSeq names its product lipopolysaccharide-induced tumor necrosis factor-alpha factor homolog. The record is from RefSeq and is a predicted model, not a curated record. Lineage: Eukaryota; Metazoa; Chordata; Actinopteri; Cichliformes; Cichlidae. The transcript is spliced from 7 exons. Gene Ontology annotation, molecular function: zinc ion binding. The coding region runs from base 217 to 840 and encodes 207 amino acids.